Molecule: messenger RNA, 10206 nt
Organism: Linum trigynum
Lineage: Eukaryota; Viridiplantae; Streptophyta; Magnoliopsida; Malpighiales; Linaceae
Source: the annotation of a GenBank genome assembly
CUUGAAUAACCGACAAUAUUCAAAGCCGAUUGCCUCCUCGGGCUUUAGCCUAGUGUUGGGAUGGAUUUCAACGAAACCGUGAAUCGAAGCAAAAAAAAAUAUAUGCAAAUAAAAAGCAAAUGCAAAUACAUAAAGGCGGCCGUGAGGUGUGUUUGUUGCUCAAUUUUUACGGUUUAUUGUUUUGGGUAAAAAACUAAAAAUUCAUAGGUGGUCACAGGCACAAAUAUAAGUUCGAAUUACCCACUCGCUCGAGCUCAUUCUCAUAUGCUUUUUCGAGAUUUUCAUUGAUAAGAUCAAGGCUUGCUCCAACAGGGAUGCGAUUGGGGGUGCUCUUCUUGAAAAAAUUCAACAGUUGUUCUCAUCUUCGCCAGGAAUCCGAGUAGGCAGAACAAUAAGGUAACUCAUAUGCUGGUUAGAAAGGCUCUGUCUUUAUUUUCUACUGGUUGUAAUAUUUGUUGUUUCAGAUUGUGGUUGUGGUCGGAAGCUACAACGAAGUAAGCGAAAAAUAAAAAAGAAUUAUUUAUUGAUGAUUUAUGUGUUAUCCUAUCGUAGGAAUGUGACAAUGUACACAUAUCCUUGCUCCGAUUGGCCUCUCUAACAAGAAUGGGUCGAUCAAUAAGCCAAAUUCGUGAUUGCUCGUCAAGAACCUAGCAGGCUAGCACACAACCUCAAUCGUCCAAGGUUCCCCAAUAAAUAAAAUCGAGUUAUUUGUAAAUGGAUGUCCUCCCUCCAAUCACUUUCAAAUAAUUCAUUUUUUCGUCACUACUUUCAAUUUUAAAUCUCCCUUUAUAAACCCAAUACUAUUUUUUUUCUUCAUUUAACCCAAUACUUUUCAAGAAUACUUUUAAUUAUUUUCUAGAAAUAUAUAUAUUCUUUACUAUUUAGGAAAUCGGUUUCAAAUAUAGGUUAUAUUUGAUAGUAAAGAAAUAUACUUUAGCACCAUUACAAUUUGUACAGAAAAUUAAAAAAAAUAUCUAAAAAUAAAAAAAUAGUAUUAUAUAUGGCAAAUCCCCAAAUAAUACGUUACAUAUUGGUUGAAAAAUAAAUUUUAUUUUUGUUGUUGACUUUAUUAGGAUAGCUAACAAGCAAAUGAAACAUAUGUAAGAGCAAAUUAUAACAUUAUACAAAUAACUCAUAUAAAAAUUUGUAAAUAAACAACACAUUUGAAAAUGUCUACAUUGUCAAAUGCCUAUAUUUGGCCAAAUGAUUCCUUUUGUAAGUAUACCAAACAAACGACCCUUGAUCUUCUAAGACUUCGCCAAUAAGGGGAAAAAACAUGACAUCUAAUCAUCGCGCUCCCAAUUGAGUAUUUCGAUAACAUAAUAAUGCGGAUAUCUGAAGGAUAUAACAUACGAUUAUUUUACCGUACCUGUAAAUUCCCAUGCAACGCCCAAAUAAUAUAUUUUUUUCCAUAUUUCAAAAUACACCUACUGAAAUUUCGGCUUUGGAGAAAUCCUACCCUUUUUUUCAUCCCUCCUUUAAAAAUUGAAAGGCUUUGUCUAGUACUCAAAAUACUGUAUCAUGCAUGACUGCAAUAAAUUACUUGAAAUACUUCCCUCCAUCUGUGAAGUUUCAUACGACACAAUAAACAGGAGGCGAGUAGUUGAAGCCUGAAGGUAUUUAGGGUAAUUAGUAUCAAUGGUAACAAAUCUUUGCACUUAGUACAAAAUGGUCACAAACCUUUAAUUUGUAUCAAUACGGUCACAAAAAUUUUGAAAUUGUAUAAAAUGGUCACCGCUAUUUAAUUUAUGACCGUUUUGUUUUAAGUGCAAAGGCUUGUUACCGAAUCGUUACAAAUUAAAUGUUGGUCAUGUUUUGAGGUCGGGUAGUUUGUUCGUUAAGUAUAUGACACUAACCACUUGAACGACAUAUAAGAUGUCAGGUCAUGUGUUCAUCGACAUAUUUGCUUUGCCGAAUAAGAAUGCCCUCAGUUGACCUUUCAAUUUCGAUACCAAGAAAGUAAGAAAGUAGACAUAGUUUUUUCAACUAAAAAGCAGUCUAGAACCCGUUUGUGAGCCAUUGAAUUCUCUCAUUGUCAUCCUAAACAACACAAUAUCAUUCACAUACAUUAACAAAACCACCAUACAACUAGAGUGAAUUGUAACGGUGAUUGAGCGUUCAAACUUUUGAACUUAAUUUGUACAAAAUGGUCACCAAAAGUCUACUUUGCAACGACACGGUAACAAAAGUUUGAACUGGUAUGAAAUGGUCACACUGUUUAAUUUGUGACCGUUUUGUUCUAAGUAAAAAAGUUUUGUUAUCAAAUAGUUAUAAAUUAAAGGUUUGUGACUGUUUUGUACUAAGUGCAAAGGUUUGUUACCAUUUAUGCUAAUUACCCAAGGUAUUUAAGAACAGCAUUGAUCUUCAUCUCCUUUCCCUUCUCCAUACCCAAACCGCAUUAUAUGCAGGCCACAUGCAAACUUGUACCAGUGCACAGAUACAAACCUUUCCAUACUUCCACAGUAACAGGUACAAACUACGAAUUACUCACAUGGUUUGUUCAAGUGAAAAAUUGGACCGUACAUGUCAAGUGGAAUGUACUUAGUGGUACAAUCGUAAUUCAAUUGAGGAUUAGUUAGGAAAGAAACUUGAAGUUGGAAAUAAAUAUUGAUAAUCAAAGAACUCACAAGAUUUCUUUCAGAAAAAAUUGGAUGCAUGGAGGCAAUGCAGUCAAAGUCUAACUUUUAAGAAAAGCGGAAUAAUGGGCAAAAGUGGAAGCGCAAAAACGAAAUGUAAAAGCGUAAGCUCCUACCUAUAACUUUUAUUUUUCUUAAAAUAAACAAAUAAGUGAACUAGCUCAUAUAUUAAAUCACUUUAACAAGCAUAAAUUAAACUAAUAGACUUUUAAACAAGCAUUUACUGUCCUCCUCCUGCUUUGGGAGAAAAAAAUAUGAUAAGAUAAAUCAUCUACAAAUGAUGAAGCUACAAGGGCUAUAGGCAAGCUUCACUGAUAAAUGAAAGUGGCAGCAAAUGAGAGGCUGAAUGAGAUGAGCUUCGACGACAACGUAGUCACAGGGGUGGGAGUUGCAAGGAUGGGAAAGGACGUUGACAUUCAUGUGUCUCUAUCAUGUCAAUAUCAUAUUGUCAAGUCAAUAUUACUAACAAAAUUGCUAACUGAAAGUUAACAUUUGGCUAAUAACAAAUAAUCCAAAAAAGGUUUGGCUAAUAACUAGUCAUUGCCCUUUGUAUUUUUAGACCAUGGUUCUCAAGUUUUGGUCCAGACUUAUUCGAGUUGACCAUUGCAUACUCCUACAAUAUUGUCUUGAUAACCGGAUAUUAAAAAUCUAAAAAAAAAGUAAUUUAAAAGCUAUCUAGACUCUGACUAGGUUUGAGGACUUUUACUUGAGCUUUUGGUAAAAAGAAUUGUGAAUACAAGCUAUAAUAUUUGGCUGAGUCUAUAAACUUUAGAAUUAGCUUAUGAAUGUAUAUGAUUAUGAUUUUGCUCGAGAAUAAUGGAAUUUGAUUGAGGACGGCGGAGAUGACAGAGGAAAAUUGUGUUCGUAAUGAAGGUUAGGAUAAUGAAACGAGUGGAUUGGGAGUUAUGGUGAGUAGAUCCGUACCCAUAAAUUACAACUAGGUGAGUGUCCCUCUCUAGUUUGUGUAUUGUUGUACAAUAAAUUACAACUUGUCUGGUAAUAUAAAAAUGAGCAAAUUUUUAUUUAUUUUUCCUACUAUAUUACAUUGGACUUUGUAACGGUGAUUUGGAAGUCACCGUAACUUGCACUUUUCGGUCAAUUUUAAAUAGGAUUAGGUCGACCUAAUCUACUGUUUCAGUUUUGUGAGGCUCAACGACGCGGUUGACCUUUUACCGCAAGUGGUCGACAUCUUUGGGAAGCGAAUAAUAUAAAGGUCGACCCAAAUAUCUCAAAGGUCGAUCAUUUUGCUAUUAAAAGGUCAUCCUUUGUUUCAUUAACUGAUCAACAUCAAAUUAGGGAUUAUUUAGAAAAAUAGAAUAGACGGUCGACAUGACAAGUACGAGGUCGACCGUGUGCACAACAUAUAUGUAUUUGAUAAAGAUUCCAACACAAAAAAUGUAACCCUAACUUGUCUACCGCUUAAUUCGACCCAAUCUCGUCCUAAAUAUCUAUAAAUAUGAAUAUAUGUCACCUUCACCGCCACCGUAACUCUGAAUUUUAUUUUUUUGUACGGUUAGAGCUUUUGUGAAGAAGAAGAAGAAGAUCCUUUGCAGUUGUUGUUGUACGUGUUUCAAGAGGUCGACCUAUUUUAGCUAUUGUUGUCAUCUUGUCUAAUUCGUAAUUUGCAACCGUUUAAUUUGAUGUUUUGUUGCGUGCAGAAGAGCAAUCGGUUGACCCUUAUUUCAAUUAGGUCGGCCUAUCUUUGAAAAUUGCAAGAAAUUGAAUUCAAGGCACAACACUCGGACUUCUGUACUUGCGAGGUAAGGAAGAUCAAACCCAAUAGGUCGAUCUAAUUCUUAUCAUGGUCGACCAUUCAUGUUUGUUUUGCUUGUUUAUCCAGAAUGUCGACUUUGGCUUUGUUUGUAAGACUAUGUUGUGCUUAAAAGGUCGGCUGGUCAAUGUGUCUGGGCGACCUAUUAAUUGUUCGUGGUAGUAUUACACAUGUUUUUUUUUUUUUUUUUGAUAAAUUGGUUUUGGUAAUGACAACUUACAUCUUUAAGGUCGACCUAAUAAUAUUUCAGGUCAACCACUUCUCUGUUGUUGGUCAUUUGUACAAAAUUAGAGUGACCACUUUAGGAGGAUUCGGUCGAUCGCACUUAGAAAUAGGUCGACCGAAUUAUGUAAGUUACGAUGACUUAUAAGACACCAUAGGCGCACCCUAUUACAUUACCAUUUGUUAAUAAUUUUCGAAGAGUUUGUAACACAGACAAUUUGUAAACGUGAGAAAAGAAUGUUUGCAAAUGUUUGAUUAAAUAUUAUUAACUAUUUAUGUUUAUCUACACACUCAUUAGCCACUUACAAGGAAUUAUGACGCAUGGUAGACGUGCUCAUGUAAACUUUAUACUGAACUCUGUUUUCUCUCUGCAAGCAGCCAUAGUCGUACUUUGGAAUUCUCAUCAAUCCUCCAUAGAAGUAAAAAUGAUUUAAUGUAGAUCUGUUCUCCAAAAUUUUAUCAGUCAAACACCCUCAUUCGAACUAUGUUUGAAGAAUUUUUUUCUUCUUUUUUAUGCUUAUGUUUGAAGACAUUAUGAGCAAAAUAAUUCAUCAGUUAUUCAUUCGAUUAUCAAUUAUACCGCUAACAAACUAACCGAUUAACAAUCCUACUAGUAUCCAUGCUCUCAGAGUAGCCAGUAGCCAGCCAGCAACCACUACCUGCUCUGCCCUGCCCUGCCGCUCUUCAUUUGCCUUUUCUUCUUUUGCCUCUCCAUCCAUCCCUCUGUUUUCCUUUAACCUUUCCCUUUGUUUCUAUCUCUUCAGACUUGUGUCAGCUCCCCAAGUAUUUACUCACUGCCCUCACCUCAAAGUCCUUUCCUUGCCUCCUCGCUGUCACCACUCUGCCAAAGCCAAACGCCCGCACACACAAUUCACAAUUACUAUUUACUACAACCAACCCCCGCCCUGUCACCACACAGAUUGUUUUUACUUACUCUGUUUUCCUCCAUUCUUUCUCCCUCUGCCCUUCCCCCCAAAUUUCACUCACCAUCAAACCCACCCUUCUCUUCUUUGUCCCUUCACUUUUACCAUUUCUCGCUUCCACCUUCUCACUUUCAGUACUUCUUUUGCUUGCUCUCUUUCUGCAUUCCCAACCCACCUUUCCUUCUUCUUCUUCUCUCCCUCUUCCUGUCCUUCUGUUACUCCAUGUAAAGCAAGAGGAAGGAGGAGAAAAGAAGGAGAAUGCAUGUUUUGUUGCUGGAGACUGGAGUCGUCCAUUGUUGAGACCAGAAAGUGAAAAUCUUUCGACUUCCAGAAAAAAAAAGGGAAAUGGCGGCCCCUGCCACCGCCCCUGCAUCAGGUUGUUCUCCCCACUCUUCUUCCUCCGUUAAAUCGUUGCCGCCGCCGUGCCCCAAGUCGCCGCCGGACUACCCUGAUUUGUAUGGCAAACGCAGGGAAUUGGCUAAAGUUCAGAUGCUCGAGCGAGAAAUUAACUUCCUUGAGGAAGAGGUAAAAUUUGUACAAAGUCUACAGCCAGCAUCCCAAUGCUGCAAAGCAGUGAGCGAUUUUGUGGUAGGGAACCCGGACCCGCUGAUACCCACAAACCGAAAGAACAGAAGGUCCUGCCGAUUCUGGAAAUGGCUAUGUGGGAUACCCUGUUUCAACUUCUCAUGGAUUUGCUGCUGCUCCUGCUCCGGAUUCUCUUGCCGUUGUCCGAAAUUGCCACGCUGCUGCGUCUGUAAACCCUGCCCUCGCACAUCCAGUUGCUGUUCCAGCCGCGGCUGCGACGGCUGUUGUAACUACAGCAGCUGCCUCCCGCCGCCACCCAACAACUGGCCCUGCUGCUGCUUCUCCUCCGCCGCCGCUUCCUGUGGCUGCCGUUUUCCCAGCUUCAAUUGCUGCAUCUGCGGAAACUGUAGAAAGGUCAGCAGCGGUGGCGGAGGCAGCGAGACGAACAGCUCCUGCUGCUGUCCUGAUUUGAGUUCUUGCUGUUGCGCUUUCAAGUUCCCUUCUUUUUCUUGCUGCUCGAAAAAUGGCUGCGGCGGCGGCGAGAAGAACAACUCUUGCUGCACAUUGAAAUGGUGCUGCUGUCCCAAGGUACGGCGCCCUCGUUGUUGCAAAUGUACAAAGAAUCAGUGUAACUGCUGCAGUAAUCCAUGCUGCUGCUGUCCAUCGUUCUGAUGAUUUCCAGAGGAGAAGAAAAGUAGGAAUUGCAUAAUUGAUUAGUGGGCUUGAAGGGAAGCGCCUGUGUACCGUUUGAUUGGAAUUGGGCUUCUCCUAUGGAUAUGAAUCUACACAUAAUAUAAUACAUAAUAUAAUACGCCGAAGGGAAAAACGGGAGCCCCAUUUCAAAUUUCCUGCAACGAGAGUGAAAGUAGGAAGGACAUUUUGGUCUUCACAAUUACUUUUUUUUAUUCAUUAAAAAGACACGUACUGGGAUUCGAACCAUGACCAUUUUAAAGAAAAGCAAGGAUAAUAACCAAUCACACUAAGCACAUUUAUUGUAUCUUUUUAAAUUAGAAACAUAUAAUAGCAGGGAGGAAAAAACCCUUCCCCCAUUUCAAAUUCCCUGCUCCAUGAGCGUUUGUAGGAAGGGUAGAAUAGGGAGUGUCAAUUUUUUUUCUCUUUCCUCUGUGGAACGGGCCAACUUACCGUACACAUGUGAAUUUAAACGGGCCCAGGAGUGUCAAUUUUUUUUUCUUUAAGCCCUUUUAUUUCUCCGUGGUGACAAAAUAUAUAUGAAAAGGUAAAAAUAAUACUCCUUUUUAUUGUUAAAAAUAAAACAUUUAACAAUAAACUAAUGCAUGGUAUCUAAUAGGCUAACCGCCAACCAUAAAAUAAAAGAGUUGAAUGUGCCUGACCUACAUGGGAUUUGGCCAUCAAGUAAAAUAAAUGAACAUCAUUGGUUUGUCAUUCUAAAAUAAGCUAAUUUCUCUGACAUAAUAUAUAUUAUGCUAUUAUUUUAUAUCUUAGUGGCUAAAAUAUAAUGUAUUUUAAAGUUAUUCAAUGGUUCAACCUCGACCAACACAAUUAGUCCAAUUUUUAUCAUUUCAAAUAUAUAUUUUAUAAUUAUUUGAUAUCAUAAUGAUCAAAUUAUAGUGUAUUUUAUAGGGAAUCGUUUGGUAUUUGUUAGUAAAAAAUUAAACAUAAAGAUCUAUUUGGUUAUUUUAAACAUUAUAACGAUUCUAAACAUUUUCAGUUCCUUUUGAAUUUUUAUGGUUUUAUUCCCGAAUAACUGAUGUGCAAAUGGCGAAUUGUAGUCGUCUCUUUUCUUUCACUAUUUUUUAUUUUCAAAUAGAAAGUUUAAAAGUAAAGAAUAAUUAGAAUUUGGCAUGGGUCGUCAAACAGGCUGAAUUUCAAGUUUUGGGCCGUUUGUUUUAUGCAUUGCAAAUUUAUUAGCAUUUUGAUAAAAAUGGCUUGGAAAAAAGACAUAUAAGUUGUACCUUUGCAGAAAUGUCCUCAAAUGUUUUAAUGCUUUGUGAAUCAAGUUCCGUGACUUUUGUGAUGGUGUAUGUGCUUGACAAUUGCUCGAUGUUGUAAUUGCUUAAUUUGAGAGUAAAUCUUUUGAUUUUCCCUAUGAGUUGUGAUACCAGUUCUGGUGGUUGCAGCAUGUUGUCGUUGUUAGCCUGUAAAAGUUGUUCCGCCGUGGUGCUAAAUACCUUUCUUUCUUUUUUAACAAAUUGUGUAGUAGUGCUAUGAAACAGACCACCCAUGAACGCUACGCUUAUUAUGGUCUGUUCUUACUUCCGGUGGUGAGAAAUUGUGAAUUGAGAAUCAUAUUCGCCUACCGCACUGUGUCUGGCUGGUGGCUGCUUACUGUGCUCUCUAGAGUUAUGAAACAGACUACCCAUGAACGUUUCCCUUAAGAGUCCAUAACUUUUGCGAAAAACCAAAUUUAGGCAAUCAAAGGUGGUGGAUGUGUGAUGAUUUUUUAUGGCUUAAUUGUUUGUGAAUUGGAUAUCUGAUCUUUGUAUGAUUGGAGGGGAUGUUUGCUUAAUAGAAUAAUCCAUUUUAAUUCAUGUUUAUUUUUAACAUGAACUUUAGUAACUCAAAACCUUCGAGACACAUAUCACCUACUGCAUUGUAUCAUUUUGCCUGGGUGCUUGCUGUGUUGUCAAACUUCUUUGUUGCUGCUGCUUUUACACUAACAGGGGAGUUAAAAACCCAUGAAUGUUUCCGUUUGACACAAACAGGAGGACUUGCUUCUAAAUCGUGCACUAAAGAUGAUUGGAGGAAACAUCUCUAUUGCAGUUGAUAUACUGGAGACCAGAAAAAAAGCAAUGUAUAACAUCAAAACCAACCAUCUGAACUAUUAGCAUUGUUGCUUUACUAUUUUUUCGUGGUUGAGUCUCCUUCAAAAAAUUUAGUUUGAUUUUAGAAAAUUUUGCUUCUGCAGUCCUGUCUUGCCACCAACGCGUUCAGUAGAUGGAGAUGGCAGAGGCGAAGGCUAUUUUUGUGUUGUUGUUGCUGGUUUAGGGAUCGGUUUGUGAAGAAGAGGGAGAAGAGAGGGGGAAAGGGAAAUGCAGGAGAGGGGGGUAACUCUUUUUUCUGACAAAAAUGGAGUGAAGAAAGGAAUUAUGAUCAGUAAGGAUAUGGUUAUCUUACAUAACGGUCUCUAUUCUGUUUGAAUUGAGCUUGGGAGGCAGUGAUAAGGACGAGCUGCAACCAAUUCAUAGUGAGAAGAGAGCUAUGAACUGUGAUCAUGUCUUAUUUCAAGUUAGAAGGUAGUUUCAGUAUAAGGAUUAUUUAAUUUGACAAGUUGUUUCGUCCAUGAUUCUUGGUAGUUUCAGUGCCAUUCUAGCCAUUGUUUAGUCUGUAAUUUUUGAGAAUUGAUGUGCGAGUAAUGACUUUCACUUAGCUUCAACAAUUAUGUGUGUAUUUAUUGACAUGUGAUAGAAAUCUCUUUUCCUUUUCUUUGAAUUCAGUUUCAUACUCUAAUUGUAUCAUUUGUACAUAGGCAAAUCAUGCUCGAGAUGACAACUCGCUGAUAAGGCUGGUGCAAGGAACGGAGCCAUCAUUAGAAUUCAUACCGACAACGGGGAGGGAUGCCCAGGACUAAUUCAAUGAUGAUUGAUGAUGGUAUAAUAAAAACUGCAGUCUGCAUCAACACCAAUUUCUAGGCCUAAGUAAAGUUAUUCAACCCAGAACUCUGCUUAGCGCUAAAAAUUUCCCUCACCCAACCUUGAUCCUGUUUGACCCACUUCUGAAGAGUCAAGAUAUAUGAAUAUGACUAAUCCUCUCCGUUCGUAUUUUCUUAUUGACUCUUUCUGACCCUUUAGGUUGGGGCGGGUCGGGAAGAAUCGGAUUAGUGGGUCGGUCCUAAUCAAGUGGAAUCCCAAUCCCUUCACUCUCACUUGCUUUCUCUCCUAUUCCACAAGUGGGUAACAAACAGUAAUCCGGCCAACGGGCCGGGUAAUAGGCUAGUACUAUGUAUACGAAAUGACCAAUUAGUUAGCUAAUUAAUUAAUAAGAAAUGGGUUAGUAAUUACGAAUAUUAUCUGUGAUUAGUUAUUAAUUCUUGUUUAUAUUUUGGUUAACUUAGAUAUUCUAAUGAGUAAGGGUAAGUGCUAAUCAGUUUGGUUUCGAUUAACCACUAAUUGAUAUGGUGGUUAGCGGUUAAUCAAUAAGCAAAAAUGAA